AUGGAAACGGAACCUUCCUCCGAUCGCAUCGACUCUCUUCCACUGGUUGACCUCCGCCUCCUGUCUCAGCCUGAACUCUACACCCUCUCCCUCUCCGGCGCCACUCACCGCCACCGCCUCCGCAACGACGAUUUCGUCAUUCCGAAAAUCGACCGUUCCAAUUUCAACGAAUCCGCUGGCAGCCGCAAACAGACCUAUUCCAAACUCCGUCUCAACAAGCGCAAACAAAAUUUCGCCGUUCCCGGCUCCUCCUCCCUCCACAUUCCCCUCCACAUUCCGGAGCCCGUCGACCUAGAAAACUCCCAAAUUAUCUAUCUGUUGCAGCAACUCUUUGGCGUCGAGCCUCUCCGCAACGCACCGCGCCGUGACCGUGGCGAUGUGGCGGACCUCCAACUGGUUCCGGUCCCGGUCGAUUUCAAACAACCGCCUCAGGAGUCGGCGACAUUCCAGAACCUUCCGAUUGACGUCGUUGAUUCUUCUCAGAGGAAGAGGAAGCGCGGACGGCCGAGGAAGAACGAGAAUUCGGUAUCGCUAUUCGAGGAGGAGACGAGGAAGGUUAGAGGCGAGGGCAGGACAGUGGCGGCGGUCAACGAGAGGGAAUUUGUUAUGGACGUGGAUGGUUUGGAUAAUGACCCGUUUGGGGAGGAGUUGAAAAGAAGGACCGAAGGGUUGGAGACGGAGCGGCAGUUGUUGGAAUAUUUGGAAACUUUGAAUGGUGAAUGGGCGAGUCAGAGAAAGAAGAGGCGGAUUGUACCGGCCAGUGAUCUUGGCGACUUGUUGCCUGUGGGAUGGAAGAUCAUUAUUACUCUUUUGAGGAGGGCAGGUCGUGCUUCUGUUGUUUGUCGCCGUUACGUAAGGUUAAACACUAGCCAUGUCACAAAACAUUGCAUGACAGCAGUAUCUCACGGUUUUGGAUGUGAAACUGGCACAACAGUAUCAACACCAAGAUGCAAUGUGACCUUUUGCCAUGGGGUGCUGCUGCUCUGCUCUGCACUGGUUCCUAGUGGACACCAGUUUGAGUCUUGCAAAGAAGCUUCUGCAUACUUGCUUUCUGUUUCUGGUGUUCAAGAUAAGGGCCAUUUAAAAUUUAGUUAUACUGAUGAUGGUGCUCUGCAAUUGUCCAGUAGUAUGAACAUGGCAUCUGAAAGUAGUGUUGGCCAUGUCCCUACUUCUGACACGAAGACUGAUGCCAAUACAAGUUAUUUGUCUUUAGCCGGUGCAUCUAUUCACUCUUCUCACGAGAAACAGCCCCCAAUAUCAUCAUCAAUUGGGAGCGAAAAUUUCAAUGGUGAUCUGGCUUUGGGUUGUAAAUUAGGAGAUGGUACUAGUGGAGACUUUAGAGGCCCUGACCAUCUAACUGAAGAUAAACAACUGUUGGAGGCUAAUAAGAAUGAUGGAAAUUCAGUUCAGAGAUGUUCUCACAUGGAGGAUAGAGUUUGUAAUUUAUGCAGUGAGAAGUUGGUUGGUGCUAUUGAGUCUACUGAUGCUGCAUGCAAUCUUUAUAUUCCUUUAGUUUUCUCAACUCCUUUCUCCAAUAAUAGUAUUGACAAUGGUCAGAUUUCAGAGGAUAUAAAUGCUGCCACAUGCAUAAAAGGGGGCAUUAAUAAUUUUUCUAUUGAGGAUAGAAAUACUGGAUUUGUUCAAACUUUUCACAAUGAAAAUGAGCAAGCACAUGUUGACAGCAGUGGGCUUGGGCUUUCUAUGAAAUUAGAAGAGAACACUCAGAAAGUAAGUUUUCAAAGCAGCAUUCUGGCUCCUAACUCUGAGGGGGAAAUAUUUGCUGGUAAAAAUUUAGAGGAUAGAUAUCCUAUCAGUUCACAGGUUAAUAUGGAUAUUAGAGAUGGAGAAGCCAUUAAUAGUGACCAACAACCAAGUAUAUGUAGCACAGAUCAGGCUGAAAUUAAAGAUGUUUCUACUGAUGUUAAACUGCAGAGUAGAUAUGAGGGUUGUUCCCUUGUCUCAUCUCAUAGUGAACUUAAACAUACAUCUAUAAGUAAUAUGGACAGGACACAGACUUCUGAGUUGAAGGACUCUGCUGAGGAAAAUAUUUUUGACAGUGAUUUAUUUAGCUCAUCUAUUGAUGAAAGAGCAUGUGUUCACAGUGGUUACAUUAGUAAUGUUUCUUUUAGCUCUUGCACACAGGAUGCAUCUGAGUAUGGUGGUUUUGAUUUUGCUUCUGAUCUUAAAUUAACUAAGGAUGUUAGUGAUAAUCAUAUUUUUUCUAAUGAGGAAGCUGUGACUAGAUGUUUACAGGAGAGGAGUUCCUUGAAUGACCAAAAUAGCAUGAUGGACAAUCUGUUGCAUAGAAGUUCUCAGAGUAACCUAUUUGCUCUAACUGCUAAUCAGCACGCUUCUGCUUUUCAUGAUAAUGUGAAUAAUAUCUGUGAUGGAACUUUUGAUGCACUCAAAGCUGUUGAUGCUGGAUACAUGGAGCCUCAGUUGGGCAUUGUUUCUUGCAGCAAUAUUACUCUAGAUGCAUAUACUACUGCAAGUAUCAUGCGGAGGAACUCACAAGAAUGUGUAUCUGUUCCUCAUGGUGGAAGUAUAUUAAACUUUGAGAAGAAAAGUGAUGAUGGUGUUAAUAAAGCAAAUAAGUCUUGCUUACCAGAAAAGGCUCAGAAUGAAGUUGAAAUAUUCCAAACUGACUCCAUGGAUUCAGCUGGUCAUGCGGGUGGCUUCUCUGUUCCAGAGAGGCUAAAGGAAUACAUUCCAGAGGUAGGCUCAAGGGGAUGGAUAUCUAGAAAGCUUGCAGAUGGUCCUACCAUAUUACUUCCUUCCAGUAAUCCUGAUUUGUGUGAGAAGAAUAUAAGAAGAUCCUCUGCGGAGAAAUUAUACGAACGAGUAGUUUCUUGA
This is a messenger RNA of Sphenostylis stenocarpa, 2853 nucleotides long. Lineage: Eukaryota; Viridiplantae; Streptophyta; Magnoliopsida; Fabales; Fabaceae. The record is from the annotation of a GenBank genome assembly.